This is a messenger RNA of Sabethes cyaneus, 1193 nucleotides long. Its product is annotated as lysM and putative peptidoglycan-binding domain-containing protein 3. The transcript is spliced from 3 exons. The coding region runs from base 97 to 822 and encodes 241 amino acids. NCBI's taxonomy places the organism in Eukaryota, Metazoa, Arthropoda, Insecta, Diptera, Culicidae. The record is from RefSeq and is a predicted model, not a curated record.
AAUAUUUCGAAUUUCGAUUACGAUUAGUUAGAAGAAAGAAAUAAUAUGAUUAAUUUGAACGCUUAGUUUUAUUGAUAAAAAUUACAAACAUUCGGCAUGAAACGGCAAAGGGUCAAGCAUGCAGAAGAUCGUGUUUACGUGGAUAGUCACUUUGAAACCAAUGAUGAUAUUCCAAUGUGUGAACCUAAGCUUGAAUCUUAUGGAAAUUGGAUAGAAGCACAGAUUUUACCGGGAGACACUCUGCAAGCUAUCGCAUUGCGAUUUAAUUGCACGAUCGCUGAGCUGAAAAAAAUAAACAAAAUAGAUAAAGAUAACGAGAUAUUCGCUCGAAGAAUAAUCAGAGUGCCAAUUACACCCCAUUCGUUAUUGUUAGAAACGAUACCUAAGGUUCACAGUAGUGGAAACAGUAGUCCGAAAAACGCAAUCAGUUUGGCACAGAGCUCUACUGCCAUACUUGAGAAUAAGGCUAAUUUUGACGAAAAACUAAUAGUAGCUGCCGUAAGUAGUGCUUCAUAUAAAAAUGAUGCGGUCAAUUUAGUUUCUAACCAAAAUUUGGAAGAAACGAAUGAGAUAUCAUCUAAACAACCCUUGCUAAGUGGAGAAUACGAUGAUAAUGUACCGCAACCUCGUUUGUUACGAUUACCAGCAAACGAUUUUUCUUGCAAUGGGUCAGACUGUGAUAUUUCAUGGAUUUGUUUGCUUGUAUGUAUUCUUGCGUUGUGUUUUGUAAUUCCUUUAAUUUAUGUGAUUUACGUUGCGGAGCAUAUCGAAAAGUAUCAUCACGAUAAUUUAAUCAAUGAAACGAGUCAUCACAAAACGUGAUUUAGGUUGCAUAUUGGUUUUUUAAAAACAAGCUAUUUCGACAACUUCAAUAAUUCCUAUUUCAAAACGCGGUAAUGGUUAAUAGAUAUUUUGUUAUGUUUGUAUAACAUAUUUUCAUGAUCGAUCUAGUUUUGCACUCAUAUAUGCAUAUUUCUAUUUGAAAAUUAAUCGCGUUAAGAACUUUUGUUGAGAGAACGAUACAAGGUAUAUUUGUUGAGAAUUUUUGUCAAAUUAUUGCGAAUUUCACCUACUUUUAACGUUUGUACUACGAAAGUCUUCAAAAUAAAUAAAAAAUAAUCUGAAACACUAAUUAUUUUAAGUGCCUUUAUAUUAUUAAAAAAUAUAUUAAAUAAAGUAGACAUUAUGAACUA